UGGUCUAAUUAUCCUAAAACUAGGUAAUUAGCCUGGCAACUCCAGUGACCUCACUCGUGUGGCGACCGUCCGUGCUCUGAGACUGAGUGCGUGUUCUCGGCCACAUUGGUGACAGCUGCUAUUGUGUACCUCAUGCCACUGCCGGAAACAAGGCAGAACCAAAAAUGAGUGCAGUGAAGAUCAGCCCAGAAAAGUUACAAGCCAUCGAUGAUUACUUAUGCAAUUAUAGUUACAUCGAGGGAUCAUUUGCAACACACAGUGACCAUGUUCUGAGUGAAUUCUUAACACCAAUUAUCAGUGAUCUAUCACACCAUGUGCACACUUCAAGAUGGUGGAAACAUAUUCAAACAUUUGAGCUGCAUGAGUUCCAGGGUAUGGCUCGAAGCAUUGACGAAAUCCUCAACGUGCUUGGCAAGGCGACCAAGGUGCCGGAGAUGUCUGGAAAGGAGCACCUCAGUUUAAUUUGCCGGCGACUGGAUGAAGUCAUUGGGGAGGAUCGCAUUGCAGCCAUUGUCAAGGAACGCCCACUCAAAAUUUACUGGGGCACUGCCACCACUGGCAAGCCACAUGUAGCAUACUUUGUUCCUAUGACUAAGAUUGCUGAUUUUCUCCAUGCUGGUUGUGAGGUAACAGUGCUACUGGCCGAUCUCCAUGCUUACCUGGAUAACAUGAAGGCACCAUGGUCCCUUAUUGAGUACCGCACUCGUUACUACAAGGCUGUUAUAGAGGCUAUGUUGAAAGCUAUUGGAGUGUCUGUAGAAAACCUGCGCUUUGUCCAGGGACGGAACUAUCAGCUGGGAAGUGACUACACUCGAGACAUGUACCGGCUGGCUGCCAUGGUCACUGAGCAUGAUGCUAAGAAAGCUGGUGCAGAAGUGGUUAAGCAGGUGGAUGCACCAUUCCAGUCUGGUCUGCUGUAUCCUGGACUACAAGCCUUAGAUGAAGAGUAUCUUCAAGUUGAUGCUCAGUUUGGAGGAGUGGACCAGAGAAAGAUCUUUAUGUAUGCUGAGAAAUACUUGCCUAAGCUUGGAUACCAGAAGAGGUCACAUCUCAUGAACCCAAUGGUGCCUGGUCUCACUGGAGGAAAAAUGUCAUCCUCAGAAGUUGACUCCAAAAUUGACCUUCUGGAUUCUGCAGAUGCUGUAGCACAGAAACUAAGAGGAGCAUCCUGUGACCCAGCCACCCCUGAUAAUGGUGUGAUGGCCUUUGUGAACUAUGUAGUGUUUCCUGUGCUAGAGAUGCAAGGGAAAUCUUUUCAGAUAAAUGGUCAGGUAUACUCAACCUUUGAAAAGCUGAAAGAGAAUUUCAUUAAAUGUAAAGUAUCUGGAGAUGAUAUAAAGAGUUUUGUCAUUGAUGUCUUGAAUUCACUAUUGCAGCAUAUUAGGUAUGAAUUUGCAAAACCUGAGCUCAAAGAAUUGGCAAAAUUAGCCUAUCCUAAUUCUAUAAUAGAUGAGCCAGCUCCACAGGCCAGGCAGGAUGGUGAAAAGUCUGUUGCACAUGAAAUGAAUCUUGAUGAUCGGGUACAGCUAAUGAGUAGGAACCUUUCUCACCCGCCCCCUGACACUCUCAGGACUGUACUCGCCAAAACUCCUCGUGUAUUGUGGUCAGUAUCGCUCACUCGGCCUCCUGAUUGUUGUAUAGUUAGUCAUGUGGCCAAGUUACGCGAUUUUCUUGCUGCUGGAUGUCGUGUCACUGUGUUGGCCUCUGACAUUCUCUCCCACUUGGAUGGGUGCCAGGUGGCAUGGGAUUUUGUUUCAAAUAUUGCAGAUUACUAUUUAGAGUUGAUCAAGGCUACCAUGACUGCAUUGAACAUUGCAAUGGACAAUGUCCAAUUUGUCAAAGGUAGUAGUUUCCAGGAGGGUAAGGAAUAUGUUCUUGAUUUGUACAAGAUGACUGCUCUUGUCACUUGCAAAGACUCUAGCCAAGCUAUAUCAAGUGUAGUGAAGGAUCCAAACCUCCUCUCAGCUCUACUAUAUCCUGACAUGAUGGCCUUAGAUGAGAAGCACUUGCAUGCUAACAUUCAUUACUGUAGUAGCAAAUAUUCUUCAGUAUUUGAGUUUGCUCAAAAGAGUCUUCCAUUGGUGGGAGGAGAACCAUGCGCUCCUCUUCUUGGUGCCGAAAUGCCAUCACUGUUGAACCGACCUGCCUUAACUCCUGACGAGGAAUAUAUUGGACUUGUAGAACAAGAGUCACAGCUGAAGAAGAAGAUCAAAUCUGCAUUCUGUGAGGAGGGGAAUGUCACCUUUAAUCCUGUGUUGUCAUUAGUAAAAAAUGUUAUCUUUCCUUGGCUAGAAAAAGACAAAUUUGUUGUAGUGAGGACAGAGGAAAAUGGUGGUAAUCUGGAAUUUGAUUCUUUUGCCCCCUUAGAGGAACUGUUUAGUGAAAAGAAAUUGCAUCCAGGAGACUUGAAAAAUAGUGUUUUGGAAUAUAUGAAAAAAAUUAUUCAGCCCAUCCGUAAGGCAGCAGAAUCGCCUACCAUGAAGAAACUUCAUAAUCUGGCAUACCCACCGCCACCUAAGAAAGUGAAAGGUCCACAGAAGGCAGCUGGUGGAGAUGAGUUUGUUCCUUCAAAAUUUGAUAUGCGAGUUGGAAAGGUGGUUGAGGUAAGCAGACACCCUGAUGCAGAGUCCCUUUAUGUUGAGAAAAUUGAUAUAGGGGAGCCUGAGCCACGCACCAUUGUAAGUGGUUUAGUCAAAUACGUCCCCAUAGAGGAGAUGCAGGAUAGAAUGGUAGUGGUAUUGGCUAACUUGAAGCCAGCAAACAUGAGAGGAGUAAAAUCAGCUGGUAUGGUUUUGUGUGCCUCUGCAGGUGAACCAGCAGUGAUUGAACCUCUGCAGCCUCCACAGGGAAGCAAACCAGGAGAGCGAAUAAUGGUUGAGGGCUAUGAUGGCCCACCUGACCCCGUGCUAAACACUAAGAAGAGUGAUGCCUUAGCUAAGAUGUUAGCUGGCUUCAGGACAGAUGCCUCCCUGCAGGCAACAUGGAACAAGAAUGUUUUGGGUACUAGUAAUGGGCUUAUUACUGUGUCAUCUUUAAAGGAUGCUCCUAUAAAAUAAUGCAUAAUGGAUGUAGUGAUUUUAAUAUUUACAUUUUCAGACUGAAAAUAGUGUACUUAUUAUGAAAACCAAAAAACCAAAGUAAUUUCUGGAAACUCAGUUUCUGUUGGUACAUCUUCAUUUCCCAUGUACAAGUGCCUUGUCAAUAAAGUGAAGAUAGUGAGAUAGUGAUACAUGAUUGAAUGGGGUUAGGUGCAUAAAGGUGAAGUGAAAAUGGCAAAAGGGGAGAGGAAUGAAAAUUGUAACUUUUUAGGUUUGACCCUGGCCUAGGUCACAUAGUGUGCUUGAAAUAAGAUGACAGUCUCCAGCUAUCCUCAUACCAAAACUAAUGUGUGCAAUUCUUAUUUUCACAUUGUUGGGUUGGGUCUUUCUGUCCACUUUUUUUUUUUUUGAUAAGUUGUAUUUAAUAAAUGUUUUGAAAAAUGAAA
Messenger RNA from Portunus trituberculatus (swimming crab), 3484 nucleotides. It is a transcript of the gene TyrRS, whose product is annotated as tyrosine--tRNA ligase, cytoplasmic-like. Gene Ontology annotation, molecular function: tRNA binding; ATP binding; tyrosine-tRNA ligase activity. Gene Ontology annotation, biological process: tyrosyl-tRNA aminoacylation. The transcript is spliced from 5 exons. The coding region runs from base 165 to 3056 and encodes 963 amino acids. The record is from RefSeq and is a predicted model, not a curated record. NCBI's taxonomy places the organism in Eukaryota, Metazoa, Arthropoda, Malacostraca, Decapoda, Portunidae.